Molecule: messenger RNA, 939 nt
Organism: Podarcis raffonei (Aeolian wall lizard)
Lineage: Eukaryota; Metazoa; Chordata; Lepidosauria; Squamata; Lacertidae
Product: olfactory receptor 12D1-like
Exons: 1
Coding region: 1-939 (312 amino acids)
Biological process (GO): G protein-coupled receptor signaling pathway
Cellular component (GO): membrane
Molecular function (GO): G protein-coupled receptor activity; olfactory receptor activity
Source: RefSeq, a predicted model, not a curated record
AUGGGGAACCAGACAGAGGUCUACGAGUUCAUUCUCUUGGGUAUAGCAAAUGACCACAGACAGCAACACAUGCUUUUCACAGUCUUCCUGCUGCUCUAUGUGGCCUGCUUGCUAGGAAAUGGGGCCAUUUUGGCAGUAGUCCUGGUUGAGCAACGCCUUCACACCCCCAUGUAUUUUUUCCUUGGAAAUCUCUCUUGCCUUGAUAUAUGUUGCUCCACAGUUACUGUACCCAAAAUGCUGAAUGGCUUCCUAAAGAGGCACAACACUAUCUCCUUUAUUGGUUGCCUGACUCAACUGCACUUCUUCCACUUCCUGGGCAGCAGUGAAGGCAUGCUUCUGGGAGUCAUGGCAUAUGACCGCUAUGUGGCCAUAUGCAACCCUCUGCGUUACACCAUCAUCAUGAAUAAAUGGGCUUGCCUUGCACUAGCUGUAGCUACCUGGGCCGCAGGCUUCUUUCAUGCCCUAAUGCACACAGUAGUCACUUCCCGGCUGUGGUUCUGUGGCCCCAAUCUUAUCCAGCACUUUUUCUGUGACAUCAAGCCCCUGCUAGAAUUGGCUUGCAGUAGCACGGCCCUCAACAUGACCCUCCUCAAUGUUGUCACAAGUUGCAUUGCUCUAGGUUCCUUCUUUCUCACUCUCCUUUCUUAUCUCUAUAUCAUCUCCUUCCUCUUCUUCAAAGUCCAGUCAUGGCAGAGCCGUUGGAAGGCCUUCUCAACCUGUGCUUCUCACCUAACGGUGGUAGCACUUUUGUAUGUUCCAGUUAUUUUCAACUACAUGCUUGCCUCUACUGGUGAAUCUUCUGAAAGGGAAAUGAGCAUCACUCUGUUGUACAGUGUGGUCACACCUGUUUUAAACCCCUUGAUCUACACUUUGAGGAAUCAAGAGGUAAAAUCUGCUCUGAGGAAAAUAUUAUGCAGAAGAAUUAUCUUUCAAACAUAG